AUGGGCGAGAUCGCGAGCGUUCUCAGUGAGAUGUGUCUGAAGUCGGCUCGGAGUCAUGAAGCAAACGUGGCACAAUGUGAGGUGCCUACCACUUUGGUAGUCAAAUGCCUGGACCUGGAAGAGGAAGGGCGCGUCGCUUUGAGAGGAGACAAAGUCAUCAUCAGGAAACUGCUGAAAGUCGCAGAACCUGACGCAGCAUCGCUUACCAAAAUUCACAUCCUGGCAAUGGAAUGCAGUUGCAACGCGAAAACCUUCAAUGGUAAGUUGAAUGGCUCUCGCCAAGGCUUCCACGAGAUGCUGGUAUCGAAUUUUGAGCUGCAAAGCAUCAAGCAACCAAACAUCCAAGGCCGAGUCCGAGCAACCCAGCUCAUGACCAAUGGUUUGCUGCUUCUGGAGCCGCAAAAUGGUCUGCCACCGCGUGGUGCUUGGACCGCCCUGAGUCGAUCGCCUGGUGGACAUCGUGCCAAUGUGGUCAACAGAGCAGCUUCCACCAGACACACUUUGUGCCGCGCCAAGAAAAGUGUUUAUGUCGUAGGUUCCUCCACUAGAGACAAUGACACCAGCCACACCUUUCUGCACGGGCCAGCAGGCUGCCAGUCGCGAUGGUUGGCUGCAUGUAGGAGGCUGAGAGCUAUCCGAACCUUGAGGCUGGCGAUUCUCACUGCCUUUCCGCUCGGAAACCCAUAA
This is a messenger RNA of Colletotrichum lupini, 687 nucleotides long. RefSeq lists its product as uncharacterized. The record is from RefSeq and is a predicted model, not a curated record. Bases 1 to 687 code for a protein of 228 amino acids. The transcript is spliced from 7 exons. Lineage: Eukaryota; Fungi; Ascomycota; Sordariomycetes; Glomerellales; Glomerellaceae.